AUGGCGAGCGCGCAAAAUCCUAACACUUGGAAAACCGAAUCACCAGUUCCCGAGCAAAACGCCAUGGAGCGUUCACACUCAUCGUCUGCGGACCUUGAGGUUCGAAACGAUGAACCGCUCAAAAGUGAUAACACAGAGCCGGUCACAGGCAUCAAGUUCAUUUUCCUGCUCAUCAGCCUGACCUGUGCUUCGCUUUUGGUUUUCUUGGAUACCUCUGUCGUCUCGACGGCAAUUCCAAAAAUCACCGACGAGUUCCAUUCUCUCCCAGAUGUUGGCUGGUAUGGAAGCGCUUACCAGCUUGGAAGUGCGGUUUUUGGACCUUUGUCAGGAAGGAUCCUGCAUUACUUUAGUUUGAAGUGGUGCUACAUAAUCUUCUUCGCCAUCUUCGAGUUGGGAUCUGCUCUCUGUGGCGCGGCGCAGUCCUCCAGCAUGCUGAUCGUCGGCCGCGCCAUUGCUGGUGUUGGAGCGGCUGGUAUCAGCAGCGGCGCGUACACUAUGUUGUCCGCUUCAGUUCCUCUCGAGAAGCGACCCGGUAAUCUUCAUAUCGAGUUGAAUUGA
This is a messenger RNA of Cryphonectria parasitica EP155, 558 nucleotides long. RefSeq lists its product as uncharacterized. The transcript is spliced from 4 exons. The record is from RefSeq and is a predicted model, not a curated record. Bases 1 to 558 code for a protein of 185 amino acids. Gene Ontology annotation, molecular function: transmembrane transporter activity. Gene Ontology annotation, biological process: transmembrane transport. Lineage: Eukaryota; Fungi; Ascomycota; Sordariomycetes; Diaporthales; Cryphonectriaceae.